UGUACCGAGCUGCGUGCGAUUCAUGUGGUACUAGCAAGAACAGAGGUCAGGUCUCAAGCCGGGCGCUCAAGGAGCAAUAGGAGACCUAUUAAAAGUUUUAGAUGAUCGAGAGUGCCCAGUGUAGGUCACCGGCUGGCCCAGGGCAAGGUGGGAUUUUUCUCCGGAUGAGUUGCACCAGGGGACCCGAGCGCCGGAGAUAUCCAGGGUGCCGGUGAUAGUGCGCAUCCACCGGGAGCAGCGGUGGGCGGCAGGCGGACGUGCUCAGGGCGCGUUCCGUCCCCUCCUCAUGACAAAGCGGGUGAGGAACUCGGGAGCAAGUUUCCCCCGGGAGUCAAAAUGAUCACGUCGUUUUUCCCCUUGAAGAAACUGCGGCGAAAUGGCAAAUAUCUCCUGCUCGGCGCGAUCCUGCUGGCGGGAUUGGUGGCCGUGUACCACGAGAUGGUUGCUGCAAAAGAAUGGAGCAGUGAUAUGAGUUCAAUUACUGACGCUGACCACGUCACCUGGAGGAGAGCUAUGUUUGAAAAUAUGGCAAGAAAGGACCAUCAGCCAAACACUGUUGGGGACAGCAGUGCUUGGGUCUCCAGUUAUGCUCCACAACCUUGGAAACCAGAGUAUAAGGGACAGGCCAAUCUGCAUGUGUUUGAGGACUGGUGUGGCAGUUCAACGGCCGAUCUUCGCAAAAACCUGCAUUACCCGCUUUACCCUCAUUCCAGAACCACAGUGGAGAAGCUGGCCGUCUCUCCUCAGUGGACCAACUAUGGGCUCAGAAUAUUUGGCUAUCUUCAUCCACAUACUGAUGGAGAUUUUGUGUUUGCUGUGAGCUCUGACGACAACUCUGAAUUCUGGCUGAGCACAGAUGACUCUCCCCUUAAUUUGAAGUUAAUUGCGUGGGUUGGAAUGACGGGAAAAGAAUGGACGGCCCCGGGUGAGUUUGAGAAGUAUUCCAGUCAGACCUCCAGUCCAGUUUGGCUGUCUGCUCAGAGGAAAUACUUUUUUGAAGUUAUUCACAAGCAAAACGACGAAGGGACUGACCACGUGGAGGUGGCAUGGCUGCAAUUGGACUAUAGCAGUCUGUUUAAGGUUAUUGACUCCAAGUACAUCUCCCUCUAUACUAAUGAGUCAGCACUGUCAAUGAAUGAUGUUGCCCACAUACCACAGACAGCUGCGAGCCACCGGCAAACCCCCACAAAGCAGCGCAGUGCUGAUGCAGAUAUGUUAAUUGAAGACCGUCGAGAUUCAUUCUACAAAGUGCGCAUGUUAAACAGCAAGUACCUACAAGGUGUUCUGCCUGACUGCUCAUAUAACCCCUCUUACACAAUCAAAGACUUCCCUUUGCUUCGUUAUCAAGGACUGCAGUUUGUCCACUUGUCCUACAUCUACCCCAAUGACUACACUCGACUAACACACAUGGAGACGCAGACCAGCUGUUUCUACUCUGAGAGCUCUUACUACCUAAAGAGGUUCGGCUUCUCUAGAUACAUGAGAUUUGACCGUCCAGCUACAGAGGAAAAAGUAAAUGCAGACCGAGAUUUUAAUUUCCAGAUGAGGAAUUUUAACCAGGAGGACAAUGACUUUCAUAAAAAAGAAAUGGAAACCAAGCCUGCUCAUGAGGAUAAAGCAAAUCAUCAAGACUAUGGAGAUGAUUAUGAUGAUUAUGUACAAAAACGUAGGCGCAAACUCUUCUCCUUGGUUGUCCCAAAAUCAAACAACACAUUGGGCAACUCUUCAGGACUGCACAGAGGCGGGUUGGGGAAGAGGCAACAUAAAGAAAAUUUGUCUCAGCCCCAGUCAGUGCUAAAGCAAGGCUUAAAACAUAACCUGCAACUGAAUCAGACAAAGUUACAAAAAGAGGAGGGGCAAGUUGUAAAAGCAGAACAGCAGAAAAGCAGAAAACGAGUAAAAAGAAAAAGGGUAAAACCAGUUCAGAGACCAGGACAGAAUAAUCUACCAAUACUGGAUAAUAAAAAAGACCUUAAAGCAAAUCAGCAACCAGUUGUCCAAUCAGAGCAACUUGGUUCUAAACAGGAUCAAAUCCAGAAAUUUGGUAAAAUGAAUAAUACCGAAAUCCAGCAACUCAACAACUCACAGCCUGAAAAACCACCAGUGGCCAAGCAGCGGAGGUUUGUAACCAAACAGAAGGAACUUCAGCUGCCAAACAGCAAGCGUUUUACCCCUCCCAAAAGAGAUUUCAACCACCCAUUAAAAAGAUCAAAUCAAAGGGACUUGGAUGGCAAAACAAGCCCCAAUGAUAAGGAUAUGGAGCUGAAUAUGCCACAACAACAAGAUUUAGAAAACAGCAUUGUUAGAGGUAAGAAGAUUGCUAAAGGGAAUAUUGACAAAAGGUGGUCGGAUGGGAAAGAAGGGGAGGAAGAUGAGCUCUCCAACAGGGCUGAGAAAAGGAAAGACACCACAGAGGGUGAGAAACGCUACUUCUGGGAAAGACGAGAAGACUUUGAAGGUACUGAUGAUGAAGAUCUUACACCUGCACCGGUUUUUGACACUCAAGUCAACUGGAACCAGACCUUCCAUGUCAACCACCUGGAUCUUCAGGCCCAGCGUUCAGAUUGGAUCGACCUGCAGUGCAACAUUUCUGGAAACUUGUUGCUUCACUCCAAUGAUGCUUUGCCAAUAGUCAAGACGUUCAUGGACCAACUGAAUAAAAAGCAUCAUGGGCGGUUUAAGUUGGUACGUGUGGUUAACAUGGUGAAGCGUGUGGAUGACUUCCAGGGCAGCCGCUACCUUCUUGAACUGGAACUGAAAGAUGUGAAUGGCCAGCUGCUGCGUCUAUCACACUACAUCUAUGCUCUGGUUACCGAUAGCUGGUCCAACGGCUGGGACUCAGACUUCCAACAGUCAAAACCAAAGACUUUGCUCUGCAACCCGGUGGGCUUCCGCUGGAAUCCUGUUGCCAUGGUCCACUUCAUAGUGCCAGUAAAAAACCAGGCUAGAUGGGUGCAGCAGCUGAUUACUGACAUGGAGGAACUGUUCAAAAUAACUGGAGAUAGUAACUUCAACCUCAUAAUCACAGACUACAAAAGCACUGACAUGGAUGUGAGGAAGGCUCUUGAGAAGUCCUCACUGCCCAGGUACCAGUAUGUGAAGAUGGAUGGGAACUUUGAGCGCUCUGCUGGUCUGCAAGCAGGUAUCGACCUGAUAACUGAUGACCACAGCAUUGUGUUUCUUUGCGACCUCCACAUCCACUUCCCUCCUUCGAUCAUUGAUACCAUCAGGAUGCACUGUGUAGAGGGAUACAUGGCCUUUGCUCCCAUUGUCAUGAGGCUGGGCUGUGGUAAUACACCUUUAGAGGCCAGAGGUUACUGGGAGAUCAAUGGCUUUGGCUUGCUGGGUAUCUAUAAGUCAGAUCUUGACACAGUGGGAGGUAUGAACACCAAGGAAUUUACUGAUCGCUGGGGAGGAGAAGACUGGGAGCUUCUCGACAGAAUCCUUGAGGCAGGUCUGGAAGUGGAGAGGAUCUACUUGAGGAACUUUUUCCACCACUAUCACUCCAAACGUGGCAUGUGGAACCGGCGAAUGUCAACAAGUCCCAGGUGACCUUGUCACCUGCAUUUGCACAAUGACAUCACCACGGUUACAACCAAGGCAACGCGAGCACUUUAAAGCCGGAGGGUGAUUCCUGCUAUGUAACGGUAAUACCUGCUGACGGUUAGAGAGAGUAGCACAUGAGCCGGUGCUGUAUUUGCUCACUCAGGCUUUGGGAAGCAGGUGGCAGCGCUGAAGGUCAUUGCUUAGGAGAUACUACUGAUAUGCUCAGAGUUUAUUUCAUUGAAUAUGCUGUGGACUCCAAAGAGGGUACUGGCUACUGAGUGCCAGUGACUAUAAAAUUCAAUGUAUGAGGAUACCGCCGUGCAUAAUGUUGCUGACCAAGAUCAUGAUCUGCACUACUGGCAGGAAGAACAUUUCCUAAUCUGAAGACAAAGCUGGAUUCCAUAUAUGUAAGCUCACAAGUGUCCCUUAUUCUAAACAUCACUCUUGCACAUAGGUCUUAACUAGUGGGAGGGGGGGAUUUUAUUUUCUUUGUGUCCCAAAUUUUUUUUUUUUUACUGUAGAUUGUUUAUAUGAUAAAAACACAGCCUUACUUGUCUUGUUGUAAAUUAGAGAAAGCAUUUUAUUUAUUGAAUAAAUAUUUGUGGUGUUCUUUUUUUUCCCCUUUUAUAUUUAAUGCUAGAAAUGUUGAACUUACCUCAGUGCUCUUUCCUGUUUGUUCUCAUUAUGUUUAAGUGUCCUUACUCUGCUGUGACUCGGAGUAAUGAGAACUGUUUUACAGGCAAAUCCGAAAAAGCCUUAAACUGAAAAUAAUAAAUUAACGUCAAGGUGAUGUUUAAUUGUAGCAUUAAGUUGUUUUUAAGGAAUAAAAAAAUAAUGGCUUUAAUUUAGACAGAUUGGUUUUUGUCAAUGCACAGGCAAUUAAUGACCAUAUCAUAUCCACUGUGGAAGUACAUUUUCCAUUUUUGCCAGUUCUCCUUACACUGCCACUUACCAAAAAUAACAAAAAUAACCUUUAAUCAUAGCAUUAAGUGCUGUGUUUGAUGGUCUCUUUGCUCUACUUUUUUCAUCAAUGGAUCAUGCUUCUGCUUUCUGUGUUGGGGUUGUUUUGUUUCUUCUUCUUUUUUUUUUUGGCUCCCUGCCUUAAGUUGUCAUUUCUGACAGCAGAGAAAUUCCUCAAAAUGUGAUUAAUGAGUGAAAAUUUGUUGCAUUGUUAUGUUGUUAUUUAAUGUUGGAGUAAUGGCAACAUUUUCUCAUUAACAUUCCAUGUCAGCAAAUGAGUUGUCUUUUAGCGUAACCUUGUCAUUCAGGGCAAUGAAGACAGAAGACGAGUUGAAAGUGACAUUUAUAAUUUAUAACACUGCUAAGAGUAGUGUGUUGUGUUUGUUUUUUGGUUUUUCCUUUUACGAGCAUUGACUCUUUCUAAAUUUGUUUUGUGAGUUUGCUGGAAUAAUGGAUACUUCCCCCUUUCCUCCUUUACACUCCUUCACAUGACUUAAAGUGCUCUUGGUUCACUUUUAAAAUACCUCAGCACUGUCUUUAUGCUGGAAUAGGUUCUCCAUUAAUGUUCUGAAGCGUUUUCUCUCAGGGACAGGUUAUUCCAUGUUACACUGCCUUGACAAA
Messenger RNA from Neolamprologus brichardi, 5127 nucleotides. It is a transcript of the gene b4galnt3b, whose product is annotated as beta-1,4-N-acetyl-galactosaminyltransferase 3b. The record is from RefSeq and is a predicted model, not a curated record. Gene Ontology annotation, cellular component: Golgi cisterna membrane. Lineage: Eukaryota; Metazoa; Chordata; Actinopteri; Cichliformes; Cichlidae. Gene Ontology annotation, molecular function: acetylgalactosaminyltransferase activity.